This is a messenger RNA of Acanthochromis polyacanthus (spiny chromis), 6028 nucleotides long. RefSeq names its product adenosine A2a receptor b (gene adora2ab). Gene Ontology annotation, cellular component: membrane. The record is from RefSeq and is a predicted model, not a curated record. The transcript has 4 exons. Gene Ontology annotation, biological process: G protein-coupled adenosine receptor signaling pathway; adenylate cyclase-activating G protein-coupled receptor signaling pathway. NCBI's taxonomy places the organism in Eukaryota, Metazoa, Chordata, Actinopteri, Pomacentridae. The coding region runs from base 2446 to 3777 and encodes 443 amino acids. Gene Ontology annotation, molecular function: G protein-coupled adenosine receptor activity.
GUGUGAGAAAUAUUGUGCACAAAAUGUGGGUGUCCAAAUUAAGAAACUUUUUUUAUUUUGCAGUUAAGGAUUGAAAUCUUAAACCAAUAAGCAUCUUCAGACACAUUGGCCUUCCUUGGUGAUGCUUUCUAGCUUUUCACUGCAGCCACAUUUUAUGCUCACUUGUAGUAGAAUCUCUUUGCAGGUGCAACUAGACCAGCCCUCAGUAGAUGGCAGAACCACGCCCAGACCUCUAACUCCACAACUGAGCAGGGAACCUUAGACCGAUCUUCAGUGCCAAGUUUGAUUAUCCUGACUUCAGCACUUGCGGAGAUAUCUGAACGGACAUACACACAUACAUACUUACCCAGCCAGCCAGAUACCGAAGCGAAUGCAGUAACCCCGCUGACGUACACGUCAGGCGUCUUUAAUGAAGCUCACUCUAGCUGAGAUGAAGUGGCACAACCCACUAAGGAUAUUUCACCUUUUCACCCUAAAAUACUCUUUAGUUACUUGACUGUAUAUUUAAGAUUGGGGUCCUGUUUUGAUUCACAUAGAGUGCCUUUGCAUGUUUCUGCAUGCACCUUAUCACCUCUGUCAGCAGGGAAACCAUUAAUAAAUGCCAGUGUACUGGUUGCUCUGGCAGCCAUAACUGUACCGCCAGUGUGUUUUGACAAGUGAGGUGUUAUGUUAUGGAUCAUGAGAUGCUUUCACUUUCCUCUUUCCAUCCUUAUGGUCUUUUCUAUACAGUAUUUAUAGGGUUUACAUCUUCCAGUGCCUCUGAGGUUGUAGUCAUCAAGUACAGAUACAUUUAUCUCCACGGCGAAAAGUGUUCCUGAAUCCACCAGACUUGUGGUAUAGUUUUUCUCAUUGACUGUAUACAUAGAUGAACAAAUCCAAUGUGUCAUCACCCAUAUGUUUGUUGAAGAGCAGUUUUAAAGCUCAGUGUGGAGGCUCUGACCAUUGUUGUCUUGACAGCACCUGGCUAAAUCUAAUCCCACGACUUGGCGACUUGCCAACCAAAAAUUAGUCCCACCCUCAUGCAAAGCCUGAUUUAUUGUCUAUUUUGCAAUAAAUGAGAUCAUAAUUUGUAUUAAUUUAGAGUGGAGUAAUGAAAGAAGGCUUGAAACUAGUGACUGAGACCUUAAACUCUUUAAGAAAAUCAGAUGAGAAAUAAAGUCAUUUUCUAACUGACUUCCAUACAAUCAGACUGCUUUUUGCCAACAGAGUAGUCACCCCUGCUGGUCAUUAGGCAGAAUGCAGGUUUAAGUCACUUCCACAUUAGCUGGACCUUUCAAACCUGGAGCCUACAUUUAUCUUUUAUAUUCUACAAUCUUUUAGCUUGACUGGGUGCUUUACAAUGAUCCCCGUCUUUGUGCUAAACCAAGCCAAUCACUUCUUGCUUUUAGGUACAUAUUUAACACAGAAACAGAACUGGUAUCAGUGUUUUCAUCAAGAAAAUGAAGAAGCUUGGUGGGUUCUACUGACAGUGUUUUAAAACGCAGCUACAGAAAAGUUAAUCAGAGUAGAGUUCUUGUAAAUAUCGGUAACUGCUGGUGAGAAAAUAAAUAAUGCUACAUUAACCAUUCUACAGUAUCAGUGCAGUUCAGCUAAAAACCUGUGCUGUGUCCUUCUCACUCCCCCUGUGUGAUUUUACCCCAGUAAGCUGAAUGGUUUGGCCUACAUUCCUACUUUUCAGACCUCUUUUUUCUAAAGGUUAUCUGAGGUUGUACGUGGUUUGCAUCAUAAAGGCUAACCUGCUUACAAUAUAGAGGAAUUCAGCUAAAUGCCCUGAAAAAACACAGCAAACAUAGUUCAAAAACGUGUUCCGACAAUACUCCAAUUGCUGUGAAAUUUAUGGGUUGUUUAUUUUGCGUAAUUAUCGGUGAUUGUGGAGGAAAGCAUGUCAGUGGUGGGAAUGAUUAGUGGAGGGGUUUUGGGAAACUUUUCCUAAAAAGAAUGGUCCAUUGUUGGAUUGUCUGCUUUGGCCCUGUAUGGUAAGCAAACUGUUCCCUGUCUUCUAGAGAUAGAUGGCUUUUCUGACCUGUGUGUGUAUGUGAAUGUCCAUGUGGUAACUCUGUUUAAACAGGCUAGCACCAGUGAGAUCUUUGUCUCUCUGCAGACCACUGCUGUUAAUUCGACAGCCACUGGGCAACCUUCCCAGAUGCUCCCUCGUCGAUAUUCUGCCGCCGUCUGUGACAAGGUUUACUGAACGGAGGAGACAAAGAUCGGCGCAAAGAGGAAGACUAACAGACUGGUGACGGUAAAAGGUACAAGUGAAGUCAUCACAAGUGUGAUGCAUGUGGUGAGAACUUCCUGCCUUGGCUGUCCUCCUGUGACACAAUCGCUCCUUCCUUAAGUGGCACCAUGCUGUUUGGCAAGCAGGUAUUAUGUCUGAAAACAAGUCAAGCGGCUGAGUGUGUGGGAUGAGAGCGCAAAGAAAGCAGCAAAGGGGAAACAACAACCAUGCUGGCGAAUUACCAGCUGGUCUACAUUGGCCUGGAGCUGGUGAUUGCCUGCCUGGCCGUGGCUGGGAACGUCCUGGUCUGCUGGUCCGUCUGCAUCAACUCCAACCUGCAGAGCAUCACCAACUUCUUUGUGGUGUCGCUGGCGGUCGCUGAUAUCGCCGUGGGGCUGCUGGCAAUCCCCUUUGCUAUCUCUAUCAGCACUGGUUUCUGUGCCUACUUCUACGGCUGCCUGUUCAUCGCUUGCUUCGUCCUCGUGCUCACUCAGAGCUCCAUCUUCAGUCUGCUGGCCAUCGCUGUGGACCGCUACAUCGCUAUCAAGAACCCACUCAGGUACAGCAGUCUGGUGACAGGGCAGAGGGCGAAGGGCAUCAUCGCACUGUGCUGGGUUCUCUCAGUGGGCAUCGGCCUGACACCCAUGUUCGGCUGGCACACAAGUUUGAACUCCACCAUCACCGUCAGCAGAAACAGCUGCCCUGAAGGAAUGACCCAGUGCUUGUUUGAGGGAGUGGUUUCCAUGGACUACAUGGUCUAUUUCAACUUCUUUGGCUGCGUGUUGGUCCCUCUGUUGAUCAUGCUGGUCAUCUACGUCAACAUCUUCUUGGCAGCACGGCGGCAGCUCCGACUAAUGAGCCUGAAAGUUGCACAAAUGCCUGCCACCGGACAGAAAACAAUAUUCUCGAGCUCAUCUCCUUCAAUCCUGCAGAAGGAAGUCCAUGCUGCGAAAUCGCUGGCUAUCAUUGUGGGUUUUUUCGCCGUGUGCUGGCUUCCUCUGCAUAUCAUCAACUGUUACAACCACCUCUGUCGGGGCUGCAAGCGGCCGGACAUCUGGGUGAUGAACAUCGCCAUCAUCCUCUCCCACGCUAACUCUGUGGUUAAUCCCUUCAUCUAUGCCUACCGCAUUCGGGAGUUCAGACUGACCUUCCGGAGGAUUCUGUACCAGCACAUCCUGGGGAAGAGGGAUGGCUGUGGGUUUGGGAAUGCCGCUGGAAGAGGGACCGACAGUAUCAUGCGGACGUCUUCCCGUAUGAGUAAAGACCGUUCAUUGAGCGGCACAUUGGUCAAUAGCUAUGUCCUGGACCACAGUAUUAACCAGACGAGACCAAAGGAUGCUCAUGAAUCCUCUUCCCAGUGGACAUCAAUUUUAGAUACUACACAAAGCAGCUACAUGCCCAAUGGACACGCAGCAUGCAACAUGGCGGCUUCAUAUCUCGGAGGAACAACAGAUCUUUUAGAGGUGAACGACAGGGGAACCAGCAUUGCUUUUGUAAAUGUUCAGGCUCUUAAACAGACGGACUGUGCCCACUGCCCGAAACUUACAGAAAUCUCAUGACAAAGAUACGAUGUCUGUAUUUAAAAUAUUUUUCUGUUGCUACAACACAUAUGCCAUUGUACAAACACGGAAAAGGAUUAAUGAAGUCCCAGCAGAUCAAUGCCAGCAGCUAAUCUGUUUAUCUGAGCUCACAUAAACCAGUUUUCAGAUGAUAGUUUUGCUGUCAUAAACCAUCUCUGAAAGCACAAACGCAACACACGUGGUAAAAACCAGGUGGAUGUUCAAUAUCAGCUCAUAUUUCUUGACCUGCUGUAAAAUUCCAUCUGCUGAAGUGUUUUCUUCAUCCAAGAUGAAUGUUCUUUUAUAAAUUGCCUGUGUUAAAAAUGUAUUUGUAAAUAUAAAUUUAUAAUGUACUGUAUUUUGAAUUGUGUUUUUAUAAUGUUUCCUAUAUUGUUUUUACCCACUGGAGGAAAACAUUGGCAUCGAUUGUCAUCAUCACUUACGUAAAGGUUUAUUUAAAAGACCAUUUCUCAAAGUGUGUGAAAGCCGCAACACAUCAGAUGUUGCCGGCUUGAUUGGUGAUUUGAUAACUGCCAGGCAACGUGUUGAUUGCUGGUUCAACAUCUAAGUGGCAUAUGAAUCAACGGUACGGGUCAGUUACCAGCCGUCCAAAACAAAGAGCUUGUUUUAUCUAUUCAAAUAUCACUCCAUAUGCCUGUAAUGCAGCUACCUUCAAAGUCAGACUUGCGCACAUAAACAGUAUGAAAAGCACACACACGUAAAGUGCACACAUGACCACAGACUGCUCAGAAAGAGGUGUUUACAGAGUAGCCCGUCUGCUGACGCCAGUCAAUGGUCCUAAUGCAAUGGAAAUCAAAUGAAGGCUCAUUUGAUGGUGUCUUUUAUUAUCCCAUUAUGCUUUCUCUUUCCUCAUUAAAAAGCCCUUCCACUGUGGGAAAGACCUGCAUUAGGCAACUUUUAUGUGCCUUAAAGCACUCCCAGAGACAUUUCCCCAGGAAUAGACAUACAUGGGCAUGUGUCAAAAGUCGUACUGUAUGUUUAUUCAAAAAGUAUGCAUAGUGGUUGUUUAUCACACUUGCUGGUCAUGUACAGGGAUAUAAAAAUAGAUUACACAAUUUCAUUUAAUGGGCUGCACAGUGGAGUAGUGGUUAGCGCUUUUGCCUUGCAGCAAGAAGAUCCCCGGCCUGGGCCUGGGAUCUUUCUGCAUGGAGUUUACAUGUUCUCCCUGUGCAUGCGUGGGUUUUCUCCGGGUACUCCGGCUUCCUCCCACAGUCCAAAAAUAUGCUGAGGUUAAUUGUUAACUCUAAAUCUCUAAAUUGCCCGUAGGUGUGAAUGUAUGUGUGAUUGUCUGUCUGUAUAUGUAGCCCUGUGACAGACUGGUGACCUGUCCAGGGUGUCCCCUGCCUUCACCCGAGUCAGCUGGGAUAGACUCCAGCACCCCCCGCGACCCUAGUGAGGAUAAAGCGGUGUAUAGAGAAUGGAUGGAUGGAAUUUCAUUUAAUGUUGGACUUGUGUGUCUCUUUGUGUGUGGUUGUGCUGUUUUGAUAAGCAUGACAUAACAGCUAUGAAGAUGAUGUGGUUGUGGGUGAUUCAAACCUGAUUUGUUUAAAGAAAAAUAAAACUAAAAUGUUUGCAUGAUGUGCUGAAGGAAAGCAAUCCAGCGUGUUUAUAGCAUAUCAUAUAGCCAUAAACUACCACAAGGAAGAGUAACACUGGCAUGCAAAUGUUUUGUGUACCCUUUAGGAAAGAAAAAAUAACAGUAGUUCAAUAAUAAUAGUAAGUGUCCUAGAGGGAACAGAAAUGUUUGCCAUGGGAUUGUGGGAUGCCUUUACAUUAUAAACAGAUAACCUAAACCUUUGACCCCCACAGUGAGAGGAUCUGGUGGCUCUAUUAAGCUGUGGUGGGUAUUUUGCUAGCAUGGUUUGCUCCAUUUGACCCCUUAGAGGGAAGGGUCACUUAAAUCAAUACAAAGCUGUUGUAAGAUGAAGCAUUUCCAUCCUGAUAGGAGUGAUCUCUUCCAGGAUAAUGACUUCAUGUCCAUUCAUAGAGCCUGAACUUUGAUGAAGAUGUUGUGAAUCACAUACUUCAGCCUUCUUAGUCCUCAGUUGAAUUUUAUCCCAAAUGAUGGUUCUUUGUAGAUUGCCUGUAUUAAAAAUGUGGUUGUUGAUAUGAAUAUGUAAUGUUUGUGGUCAUCAGUUGUUUUGUUUUUACCCACUGGAGAGUUAAAAGUUCCUUUUCUGCUCAAAACUGAAUGAACAAGUUAUUAAAAGUUUCUUUUAACCCAACUGUA